AUAUAUUAUAUAAUAAUAAUUCACGAUAAAUUAAACCAUGGCAGCCUCUUUAAAAGACACUUUCUUAUAUUUUGCAUAUGGUAGCAAUUUAUUAAAGAAGAGAAUACGCAUUAACAACCCUACUGCGGAAUUUAUAGGCACCGGAAAACUUGAUAAUCACCAAUUGGACUUUAUAAAAUAUUCGGAUCAUUGGCGAGGUGCAUCAGCAACGAUUAUACCAACCAAUAAUAAACAUGUAUGGGGUGCAAUUUGGAGAUUACAUGUUAAGGAUAUGUCCGCUUUAGAUAGACAAGAAGGUGUCGAGACAAAUUGGUAUUUCCCCAAAGCUGUUGAAGUUUUAACACCAAAUGGAGCAAAAGUGGAGUGUCGCACAUAUCAACAAACAAUAAAUCCACCACUAAGAGGACCGCAUGAAGAGUUACCACUAGAUAGAAGACCAUCAAGUACUUACUUGGAUUGCAUUGUAAAUGGAGCAAUGGACUGUAAUUUGCCUCAAGAUUAUAUAACAGAGCUGAAAAAAAUUCCACAUAAUGGACAAAAAGCUUCCCCAAAAAUGAUUGAAAAGCUAAAUAUGUAAUUGACUGAAUUUAUGUUCCAAUAUAUUCCCUUAAAAGAUAACUUUGUAAAUAUUAUAUCAUUUAUAUAAAACAAAUAUAUAACUGGCCAGUU
This is a messenger RNA of Vanessa tameamea, 669 nucleotides long. RefSeq names its product gamma-glutamylcyclotransferase-like. Bases 38 to 577 code for a protein of 179 amino acids. NCBI's taxonomy places the organism in Eukaryota, Metazoa, Arthropoda, Insecta, Lepidoptera, Nymphalidae. The record is from RefSeq and is a predicted model, not a curated record. The transcript is spliced from 3 exons. Gene Ontology annotation, molecular function: gamma-glutamylcyclotransferase activity.